UUUUAAUGAAUAAAUAUCACCAUUCGAGGAGAAUUCUUCAUUACUAUUGCUGAGUAAUUGAUUGAUUACUUAGUCAUUUUAGUAUAUUUUGAGAAAGGUCCAGCAACAGAAUAAGCAAGUGGAUUCAAGCAUGUUCGGACCAUUAAGCUUCCCCUCUUAUGAAAAUGAUUUAAAAUGUGUCCCAUAUGAGAGUGCACCUAUUGUAACUACGUGCUGCUUGUGUGAGAGAAAAUUUAAUCUUGAGUUACAACAGGAUGAAUUUUUGCAACACAUUUUUGACACCCACAGACUGGUCAUUGCUGAUGUUCCUCUCAUUGCUAGUCUUGAAAAGUACAUCAGUUACUGGAGAGUAAGACUAAAAGGAAAGAGCCUUAAAGAAUUUUGUUCAACUGUAUUGGUAGAUGUUGAAAAGGACAAUGAAAUAUUAAAGAAUCAGGAAUAUUUCCUGUUAUCAGAUGUUCUUCCAGAGGAUAGACAGUUGAGAAAAGGCCUACAGCAACAAAGAUUGGAAUGGGCUCUUGACCAACAGAAAUCAGAAAGGGAAGAUAGAAAUUUCUUCUCCAGAGGAUGUCUCUUCUGCCUCGCCCAUAUAACUGGCACCCGGGCGCAAUACUUAGACCAUCUUGCUGAACAACACAACCUCCAGCUCGGUCACCCACACAACUUAGUCUUUGUAGAUCAGCUCAUUGACAAAUUACAGGAAAAGAUAACAAGAUUGCAGUGCUUGUACUGUGAAAAGGUGUUCAAAGACAGAGUUGUAUUGAAAGAACAUAUGCGAAAAAAGCUGUGGCACAAAAGGAUCAAUCCUGAAAACAAAGAAUAUGACCGAUUUUAUAUUGUGAACUAUUUGGAACCUGGGAAAACAUGGAAGGAACAGCAAGGCCCAGAGAGGGAGACAGCCACUUGUGACGAGGACACGGACUGGUCUGACUGGACUGAGGAGACAGGAGACAGUAUUGUGUGUCUACUUUGUCCCCACUCUGGCACCAACUGGGAGGAUGUCACAUCUCACCUGGCAAGUGAACAUAACUUCAACUACGAAGAGUUGACCGCAGACUUAGAUUUUUACCAACAGGUGAAGCUGGUGAAACUACAUAAGACGGCAGGUGUACAAGAAGAGCUGUAUAAUCUGUGA
This is a messenger RNA of Homalodisca vitripennis (glassy-winged sharpshooter), 1135 nucleotides long. Its product is annotated as zinc finger protein 277-like. The record is from RefSeq and is a predicted model, not a curated record. Lineage: Eukaryota; Metazoa; Arthropoda; Insecta; Hemiptera; Cicadellidae.